CGGGUUAUCAUCUCCCUGCUAGGCAGAUAUCAUAACACCUGAAAUAUAAUACCACACCCGCAUCAGAACGGUGUCCCCUCGCAAACACCCACUCUCAACCAUCUUCUUCAUCCUUACAUCAUGGACGGGGAGUCCUCUACUUCGGCCACGGCAAACGCAAGCAACUGGCGCUUUGCCCAAUGCUUUGGAGAUAAGGGCGAAGUAGACGAUAUCACAGAAGCCGACAUCAUCUCAACCGUGGAAUUCGACCACACAGGGGAUUAUCUGGCUACUGGAGAUAAGGGUGGGAGAGUUGUGUUAUUUGAGCGGAAUGAUAGCAAGAAAGGCUGCGAGUACAAAUUCUACACCGAGUUCCAGUCACACGAGCCCGAAUUCGACUAUUUGAAGUCUCUUGAAAUUGAAGAGAAAAUCAACCGAAUAAAGUGGUGCAAGCGACAGAAUGCUGCACAUUUCCUUCUGUCAACGAAUGACAAGACAAUCAAGCUAUGGAAGGUCUUCGAGAAAACUCUGAAAGUCGUAUCGGAAAACAACAUGAAUGACGGAACACGCCCGGUUGCCCCUCCCACAAUGGCAACAAAUCUCCGCUUGCCUCGAAUGAUGCAGCACGAUUCCAUUGUCGCCGCUGUACCCCGCAAAGUCUAUGCUAAUGCACAUGCAUACCAUAUCAACUCCAUCUCGAUCAACUCAGAUGGAGAGACGUACAUCUCAGCAGAUGACUUACGUGUCAACCUUUGGAAUCUCAAUAUCAGCGACCAAAGUUUCAACAUUGUGGAUAUCAAGCCUGCUAAUAUGGAGGAACUCACAGAGGUUAUCACUGCGGCUGAGUUUCACCCUAUUCAUUGCAACCUGUUCAUGUACUCCAGCUCCAAAGGAACGAUCAAGCUUGCAGACAUGAGGGAAUCGGCAUUGUGUGAUCGACACGCCAAACUGUUCGAAGAGGAAGAGGAUCCUUCUAAUCGCUCAUUCUUUUCUGAGAUAAUCUCCUCGAUAUCCGACGUGAAGUUCAGCCGAGACGGGAGAUAUAUCCUGUCGCGUGAUUAUCUCUCGUUGAAGAUUUGGGAUGUCAACAUGGAUCGGGGACCCGUCAAGACCAUCCAGAUUCAUGACCAUCUCCGAGGCAAGCUUUGCGACUUGUACGAGAACGAUUGUAUAUUCGACAAGUUCGAGUGCACGUGGAGCGGUGACGGCCAGAGCGUUCUUACAGGCUCAUAUCAAAAUUACUUCCACAUCUACGAUGUCAACACCACCAAUGAUAUUGUACUCCAAGCAGAUAAAUCUGCUUUCAAAGCGAAGAAGAUCGGUGCGGGGGCAAAACCAGGUAUGAAAAAUGGUGCAAAGCCAGGGGCCAAGGACUCCAUUAAUCUGGAUGCUAUGGACUUCAACAAAAAGAUCCUGCAUGGGAGCUGGCAUCCACGGGAAAACACGAUAGCAAUUGCGGCAACCAACAACCUGUUCAUCUUUGCAGUAGAUCGAUGAGAGGUUACGAAUACCACUUGGUUAUCUCUUCUGCGCCUAUAGUUAGAUCAACAGCACGUGUGAACCUUCUGGCAUCUCUUGAUUCCUGUGGCCGUGUGUGGCUACGCCCGUGUAUUGUGACAAUGAAACCAAUUG
Dacryopinax primogenitus is the source of this 1611-nucleotide messenger RNA. Its product is annotated as protein phosphatase 2A regulatory subunit PR55. The record is from RefSeq and is a predicted model, not a curated record. Gene Ontology annotation, molecular function: protein phosphatase regulator activity; protein binding. Bases 121 to 1476 code for a protein of 451 amino acids. Gene Ontology annotation, biological process: peptidyl-serine dephosphorylation. Gene Ontology annotation, cellular component: protein phosphatase type 2A complex; cytosol. The transcript is spliced from 8 exons. NCBI's taxonomy places the organism in Eukaryota, Fungi, Basidiomycota, Dacrymycetes, Dacrymycetales, Dacrymycetaceae.